Molecule: messenger RNA, 649 nt
Organism: Alexandromys fortis (reed vole)
Lineage: Eukaryota; Metazoa; Chordata; Mammalia; Rodentia; Cricetidae
Gene: Ndufab1
Product: NADH:ubiquinone oxidoreductase subunit AB1
Exons: 5
Coding region: 40-510 (156 amino acids)
Biological process (GO): fatty acid biosynthetic process
Cellular component (GO): mitochondrion
Molecular function (GO): acyl binding; acyl carrier activity
Source: RefSeq, a predicted model, not a curated record
GGGAGACCGCGACGCAGUGCAUUCUGGGUUGGCGCAGCUAUGGCGGCUCGUGUCCUUUCCGUCUGUGUCCGCCGCCUGCCCGCGGCCUUCGCGCCGCUGCCCCGGCUUCCCACAUUGGCCUUGGCCCGGCCACUCAGCAUCACUGUCUGCCCCGAGGGAACCCGGAGGAGGUCUGGGACUCUGCAGUCCGCCCUGGCCCUCACGCAGGUGCCUGGAAGGGUCACAAACUUGUGCCGCCAGUACAGUGACGCACCCCCUUUGACGUUAGAGGGAAUUAAGGACCGAGUGCUGUAUGUCUUGAAACUCUAUGACAAGAUUGACCCAGAAAAGCUCUCAGUAAAUUCUCAUUUUAUGAAGGACCUGGGCUUAGACAGUUUGGACCAAGUGGAGAUUAUUAUGGCCAUGGAAGACGAAUUUGGAUUUGAAAUUCCUGAUAUAGAUGCAGAGAAGUUAAUGUGUCCACAAGAAAUUGUAGAUUACAUUGCAGAUAAGAAGGAUGUAUAUGAAUAGUUUCAGAGCCUUCUUCCUCAUCCGGAGGACUCCGAGAAUGCCCGAUUGCAUCAUGGCUGACUGACAGCGGUUCUGUUGGACUUGUAUUUAAAUUGUCUGAGUGUUUUACCCUUUAAAAAUAAAUCUAUUAUAAAACUAA